AUAUCUAUAUAAGAGCUCAAUAGGCCUUCCAUCUUCACUCCCAUUAUCCUCAAACAAACAGUUCAAACAUCUGAUCAUCAAGCCAAUCAAUUCAACUCACUUAAAACCCCUCGAUUAUCUACUUUUAAGAAAACACUAGAAUUGCCAUCAACAUGCUCGGUAAAGUCUCCCUCGAAGAAGCCUACGAAAUCCCCAACUUGGCGGAUCAAUCUCGUGACCAGGCUGCAAUGUAUAUCGCCCCAAAGGACCUCGAUCGUUACAUGCGUCAAAUCAAGUCCAUCACUGGUGAGCGUGUCAAGGUCUCUGAUGCCAAUGGAAUUGGUUAUACCAUCGUUUCUUUAACCGUCCCCGGUAUUCAAGGAAUCACAGACCCAACUAAGGCCGAGAAACAUGCCACUGAAUGUAACAACUACAUCGCAAAUGAGAUCAAAGACCACCGAGAUCGACUUGGAGCUUUCGCAUGCCUUUCAAUGCACAACCCCGAACAAGCCGCCGCAGAGUUGGAAAGAUGUGUCAAGGAAUUUGGAUUCCACGGUGCUCUCGUCAAUGAUUUUCAACAUGCUGGUCCUGGUGGAGAGACCUACCUCUACUACGAUCAACCUGCUUACGAUGUUUUCUGGAAGAAGUGUGUAGAGCUUGAUGUUCCACUCUACAUUCAUCCUGCCGCACCAACUGGAUCCAUGUAUGAGAAGCAAUUUGCUCAACGCAAAUAUCUCAUUGGCCCACCACUUAGUUUCGCCAAUGCCGUUUCCCUUCAUGUUUUGGGACUCAUCAGUAACGGUGUCUUUGAUCGUUUCCCAAAACUCAAACUCAUCAUCGGUCACUUGGGCGAGCAUAUUCCUUUCGAUUUUUGGAGAAUCAAUCAUUGGUUUGAGGACGUCGAAAAGCCACUCGCCGAGAAAAAUGGUGACAUCCCUUGGAAAAAGACUGUCGUUGAUUAUUUCAAGACAAACAUCUGGCUCACAACCUCCGGUCAUUUCUCAACCCCUACUCUCAAGUAUGUUUGUGAGUAUUUAGGUCCCGAAAGAUUGUUAUUCAGUGUUGAUUAUCCAUAUGAGACAAUUGAGAAUGGAUGUGGAUGGUGGGAUGGAGAUGCGGAGAACAUCAAGAAGGCGCUUGGUGGCCGAAAAGCAUAUGAAGAUGUUGGAAGGGAAAAUGCAAAGAAGUUGUUGAGACUCGAAAAAUACCAUGAUUCGGAAGCUGUGGUCGAGUAGGGGAUGAAUACCAGUCGAAGGAAAGAGCCAGGCUUCCUUUUCAAUAUCUACUUCUAGGCCAGUUAGGAAGAAAAAGUCUUAGACAAUCGAACAUAUAUUCAUAACUUAAAAAUGUCA
Molecule: messenger RNA, 1331 nt
Organism: Botrytis cinerea B05.10
Lineage: Eukaryota; Fungi; Ascomycota; Leotiomycetes; Helotiales; Sclerotiniaceae
Exons: 1
Coding region: 153-1214 (353 amino acids)
Biological process (GO): secondary metabolic process
Cellular component (GO): cytosol; cytoplasm
Molecular function (GO): hydrolase activity; carboxy-lyase activity
Source: RefSeq, a predicted model, not a curated record